Rhipicephalus microplus (southern cattle tick) is the source of this 2223-nucleotide messenger RNA. RefSeq lists its product as uncharacterized. Gene Ontology annotation, biological process: regulation of transcription by RNA polymerase II. Gene Ontology annotation, molecular function: DNA-binding transcription repressor activity, RNA polymerase II-specific; RNA polymerase II cis-regulatory region sequence-specific DNA binding. Lineage: Eukaryota; Metazoa; Arthropoda; Arachnida; Ixodida; Ixodidae. The record is from RefSeq and is a predicted model, not a curated record. Gene Ontology annotation, cellular component: nucleoplasm.
GGCAUUGCCCUUACACAAGCAGUCUUACGGGCGCUCAAAAAUUAUAGCGUUGCCGCUCAGUAUGCUCGUGGUAAAAAAUUAUUGACGCGCCUACUUGGCUUCGGGAGCUGUUUUGCACAAUUUUACGCAGCGAUAUGUUCACUCAAGGUCGCCAUGGAAGAAGAACAGCUAGAUUGUGACUCAGUUGUCUACCAGUGCGGCGCUUGCGACGAGCAGUUUUCCUCUCUGGAAGAGAUAGAGCAACACCACAGUGCAGAUGGAGGAAACAUGUGUCCAUUCAUGGUGGCAGCUGUUAUGCAGCCUCAGGUUGAUGGCAGUAAGGCCGAAGUUGUGGUUGUCUCGGGAGACGUGAUAGUUCCGGAUGAAGUCACUCUUGCCGAAGAUGUUGAUGAUCCCGAGUCUAUAGUAGUCGAAGCGCUUCCGGCAACCAGUCACGGGCACACCUGCGCCGUAUGCGGGUGCAGCUUCAGCUCAAAGUUCCUCUUGGCAGCUCAUGAGCAGUCGCACCAAACGAAUGAGCAGAAAGUCCAUGCCUGCGAGCUGUGUAAGCAGAAAUUCAGUGACUCGAACGAGUAUGUCACCCACCUUGUGUCGAGCCACACCAAGAAGGACCACUGCUGCACCAUCUGCUACAAGUGGUACACAUCGCGCAGCAACCUGAAAACCCACAUGAUGAUUCACGCUGGACGUAAGCCGCACCAGUGCGAUAUCUGUGGCCGCCAAUUCACCGUGUCGAGCAACCUGAAGGCUCACCGGCGCAUCCACACUGGCGAACGCAAGUACGUCUGCCAAGUGUGCAACAAAGGAUUCAUCACCUCUACACACCUCAAGACGCACAUGGCAGUGCACACCGGCGAAAAGCCAUACCAGUGUGAGAUCUGCUUUCGCGAAUUUGCUGUCAACAGCAACAUGCGUGCCCACAUGCUGACACACACUGGCGAGAAGCGGCAUGAGUGCCAGAUUUGUGGGAAGCAGUUUGCCACCUCGAGCCAUGUAAAGACGCACUUGCUGUCCCACACAGGCCAGCGGGAUCACAAGUGCCCGACGUGCAACAAGAGCUUCACGGUGGCCUCCAACCUCAAGGCACACAUGAAGAUCCACUUGGGCCAGCGGGACCACGCGUGUGACCUCUGCCACAAGCGCUUCUACACUAACAGUGACCUCCGGUCGCACAAGAUGAUCCACACAGGCGAAAAGCCAUAUCAGUGCGACGUCUGCAACGAACGCUUCACCAAGAUGUCUAACCUCAACUCUCACCGCACAACGCAUACGGGUGAACGGCCCUACCAGUGCGAAGUCUGCCUCAAACGUUUCCGAAAGUCCGUCAACUUGCGAACACACGUGCAGACGCACCAGUCGGACCGGGCUUACCCAUGCACACAGUGCGAUGAGGCAUUCCCGAACAUCACACGACUCAGGGCGCACACGAAAAAAUGCCACCAGGAAAUCUUUAGCUGCGACACAUGCAGCCGCAGGUUUUUGUCGCGUGCGGCAUUGGGGGCGCACCAAAGGAUUCACUCGGACGCAUACGCUUUCUUCUGCAUUAUGUGCGAGCGGUCAUUCGCCAAAGAGCAGCAUCUGGUGAAACACAUGGAGGCACACGCAACAAAGAAAAAUGAAUGUCCCACCUGCAACCUGCGGUGCACUUCGACGAAUCAGCUUGAGAUUCACAUGCGGACGCACACGGGCGAACGGCCGUACGCCUGCAGCUUGUGUCCGCGCCGCUUUGCAAAGCAGGUCAACCUCAAACGCCACAUGCAGAUCCACACGAAAGUCAAGUUUGAGUGUCAAGUCUGCCUAAAAAACUACAUUUCGGACAAAACGCUGCAGUCGCACUAUCAGAACUGUCACCCCGACUUUCAUGCCGAAGCAGAUUGCACAGAUGCCACAAAUGAAAUCCAUAUUGUUGUCAACCGGGAUCCUAGUGAGGACUUCAUUGUGGAGUACGAAGGUGAAGUGGAAAGUUUAGAAGAGGAUAGCGAAGAGGCAGGCAAGAGUGAGGCUGAAACUGAAACACAGCAGCUUGUGAUGCAAGCAGAAGUGCAAGAGAAUACAGCUGUUGAGGCAGUGUAACUGGCAAUGUAUAGAGCCUCCUAGAAAACACAGGAGUCUUUACAAAAAUAACCAAAGGUUUCUUGUGGACUUCAUUCUGGGAAAUGUUAAACUAAAUGUUGAAAAAAUUGAAUAAUAAAUGGCUACAACUGUGGCUAUUUCACAGGUUAA